AUGGAUGGUCGGGCUCCAAAAGCAAUCGUAACAGACCAAGACCGAGCAAUAAAGGCUGCUAUUGGGUUGGUAUUCCCAGAUUCUCACCAUAGAUAUUGUCUAUGGCAUAUAAUGAGAAAACUGCCAGAGAAAUUGGGAUCUCAUGCUGCCUUCAACGCAGGGUUAAAGACUGCCAUUCAGAGUGCCCUAUAUGAUUCACAGACAUGUGAUGAGUUUGAGGAGAAGUGGGGGCAACUUAUUCAGAAGUAUGAGCUAGGUGAAAAUGCAUGGCUGCAAGGGUUGUACAAUGAGAGGUCAUUCUGGGUACCAGUUUACCUUAAGCGAUUUUUUUGGGCUGGCAUAAGCACAACACAACAUUUUGAAAGCAUGAAUGUUUUCUUCGAUGGGUUUGUGUAUUCUGGUAUGACAUUGAAAGAAUUCGUCGAUCAAUUUGACAAUACACUUGGGAAGAAGGUGGAGGUCGAGACAACAACUAAUUUCAAUUCCUCCAACCAAACCAUGUCAUGUUCAUCCGCGUUCCGCAUUGAAAAGCAAUUUCAAACGAGUAAGGAGGGUUGCAUUUCCACCUACGAUGUUUUGGAUGAAAUAACGACAGAUGAUGACCAUGUCAAGAGCAUAAAGUACACAGUUUACUUUAACGAUGAGGAGAAUGAUGUGAAAUGCACAUGUGCAUUGUUUGAGAUGAGAGGGAUUGUCUAUAGGCAUGCAUUGAACAUUUGUCAGAUGAAUAAGAUUCAUGCGCUACCAGAGAAGUACUUCUUGGAACGAUGGAGGAAGGACUUAAAGAGGAGAUACAUAGUGACACGCAGAAAAAUAUUUGAUGAUACGAACGAAGAUUUUGAGGUGUCAGAAGCUCCAGAAAGUGUUCAGGAGCAUAUAUCCAGUGCAGUCAAUGAUGAUUUUGUGGUUCUAACACAAUGCAGUACUGUCACACAACUAACGCCAUCGGGCAAUGAGUAG
Messenger RNA from Juglans regia (Persian walnut), 960 nucleotides. RefSeq names its product protein FAR1-RELATED SEQUENCE 6-like. Gene Ontology annotation, biological process: regulation of DNA-templated transcription. The record is from RefSeq and is a predicted model, not a curated record. Gene Ontology annotation, molecular function: zinc ion binding. The transcript is spliced from 4 exons. NCBI's taxonomy places the organism in Eukaryota, Viridiplantae, Streptophyta, Magnoliopsida, Fagales, Juglandaceae. Bases 1 to 960 code for a protein of 319 amino acids.